AUGGCCAGAGCUAAGAAUUCCCAAGCAUUCUCUGCAAGUGUGGUUACUCUAGCCAUCUGUGCUGCAGGGACCUACUUUCAAGGCAUCGACUUCCCCGUCUGGUCUUACAUCACCGACAACUAUGUGCAGCUUUUGACAGCGAACAUCUUAAUUGCAUAUGCACUCUCUGCCUUUCUUUACAUCUACAGUUUUACUGUGGACACUAAUUAUCCCAACCGGGACCUUCGAGAGUUAGCUGCUGGAGGUGCCACGAGUAAUCCGAUCUACGACUUCUUCAUUGGCCGUGAGCUGAACCCUCGCGUCACUCUGCCGUUCUUCGGGGAAGUCGACAUCAAGACCUGGUGCGAAGUCUGCCCUGGUCUGACCGGGUGGAUCCUGCUUGAUCUUGCCCUUCUAGCCAAGCAGUAUCGCAACUAUGGCUACAUCUCUGACAGCAUCGUCUUCACGACAGCUGUACAAGCAUAUUACGUUCUGAGCAGCCAAUAUAAUGAAUCCAGCAUUCUAACGAUGAUGGAUAUCACCACCGACGGCAUGGGCUUCAUGCUCUCAUUCGGUGAUCUUGUCUGGGUACCAUUCCUUUACUCGACUCAGUGCCGCUACCUCUCAGCCUACCCUGUACAUCUUGGCUGGCCGCGGAUCGCGGCUGUGAGUGCUGUAUUUGCGCUAGGCAUCUAUAUCUUCAAGGCCGCCAAUAACCAAAAGCACGCUUUCCGAACACAGCCGAACAGCCCAGCCGUGGCUAAUCUAUCCUAUAUUCAAACCAAACGGGGAACGCGGCUCCUCACGGCCGGAUGGUGGGGUGUCUCUAGACACAUCAACUACUUUGGGGACUGGUUGCAGGCGCUACCAUUCAGCCUGCCGACAGGAUUCGCAGGCUACAUGAUUUUAUCGGUGGGCAGUGCAUUACCUGAUGCCUCCCCGGCCGUUCCUAUGCUGGAUGGGCGGGUGGCUAUUCAAGGACCGGCGGCUGGUUGGGGCGUGAUCUUCACCUACUUCUACGUGCUCUACUUUGGAAUCUUGUUAAUCCACCGCGAACGUCGAGACGAUGUCAUGUGCGCUAAGAAGUACGGUGAGGACUGGAAGGAGUACAAGAGGAUCGUUAGAUGGAGAAUAUUGCCUUGGGUUUAUUGA
Aspergillus udagawae is the source of this 1131-nucleotide messenger RNA. RefSeq lists its product as uncharacterized. The record is from RefSeq and is a predicted model, not a curated record. Gene Ontology annotation, cellular component: endoplasmic reticulum membrane. The transcript has a single exon. The coding region runs from base 1 to 1131 and encodes 376 amino acids. Gene Ontology annotation, molecular function: Delta14-sterol reductase activity. NCBI's taxonomy places the organism in Eukaryota, Fungi, Ascomycota, Eurotiomycetes, Eurotiales, Aspergillaceae. Gene Ontology annotation, biological process: ergosterol biosynthetic process.